ACGCAUGCGCAGUUGCUGUGUUGAAAGUAGGAACUAGUCAGCUAACUGUGACGUUACUUGCCUUGCACAGACACACACAAAAACUACACUCACCGUGUUUUCUUUUGCCUUUUUAUUUUUCUUGUUCUUUGCGGCCUUUUUUCCGCCCUUCCGUGACUAAGCAGCAGCAGCCAUGAGCUUUUUUGGAUUUGGCCAAAGUGCGGACAUCGAUGUGGUUCUGAACGAUGCAGAAACGAGGAAGAAAGCUGAGCACAAAAGCGAGGACGGCAGGAAGGACAGAUAUUUCCUUUUCUACGACGGGGAAACGGUGUCGGGGAAGGUCAACGUGACGCUCAAGUAUCCGGGAAAGAGGCUGGAGCACAACGGGAUCAAGAUCGAGUUUGUCGGGCAGAUAGAGCUCUACUAUGACAGAGGAAACCACCAUGAAUUUGUGUCUCUGGUGAAAGACCUCGCCAGGCCAGGGGAACUCACACAGUCGCAGACUUUCGAUUUUGAGUUCACACACGUAGAAAAACCAUAUGAGUCUUACACCGGCCAGAACGUCAAAUUACGAUACUUCCUGAGAGCCACAGUAAACCGCAGGUUGAGUGACAUCAGCAAAGAGAUGGAUAUUGUGGUUCAUACACUCAGCACCUACCCUGACAUCAACUCCUCCAUCAAAAUGGAAGUUGGGAUUGAGGAUUGUCUACACAUCGAGUUUGAGUAUAAUAAAUCCAAGUAUCACAUAAAAGAUGUAAUUGUUGGAAAGAUUUACUUUUUGCUGGUGAGGAUAAAAAUCAAACACAUGGAGAUUGACAUCAUCAAGCGGGAAACAACUGGCACUGGGCCCAACGUCUACCACGAGAACGACACCAUAGCCAAGUAUGAAAUCAUGGACGGCGCACCUGUCAGAGGAGAGUCCAUCCCCAUCAGGCUGUUCCUAGCAGGCUAUGAGAUGACGCCCACCAUGAGGGACAUUAACAAGAAGUUCUCAGUGCGCUACUACCUCAACUUGGUCCUCAUUGACGAGGAGGAAAGACGAUACUUCAAACAGCAGGAGAUCACGUUGUGGAGGAAAGGUGACGUCGCGAGGAAGAGUAUGUCUCAUCAAGCAGCCAUCGCCUCUCAGCGCUUCGAGGGCUCCUCCAAACCAGAGAACCGCGGCGAUGAAGGAGACAGCUAAAUCCAAAAGUUAUGAAUGCGCAUAUCAUUUCUAUGUGUGGAGAGAGAACAUGCGGCACUUCUUUGCAGUGCAUGUGUGCGUGCGUGCGUGCGUCACCUAAUAGCGAGGUCUGUGCUCAGAAUUAUAUAAUUUUAUUUCAAGAGAAAAUGAAAGGAGUGAUUGUGCUUAAGAUGCUUGAAGUAUUUUCAUACAUUCCACCAGAAAUGACAUAUUUAGAGUAUUUAUUUUUAAGGCGGUCAGAUGUGUUCAGUGCAUUAUUCCGACCAGCUAGAUUACGCCUGCUUCUACAACACAUGAACACAAAAUAACCAGUGGAGACAAAAGAAAUUGAGGAUUAUUCUUCGGAACACAUUUUAAAAAGUAAUUCAUAAACAGUAGAAUAUAUAAAGUGGAACAUUCUGUGAUUCUGGUUGACUUCUAAGUUCUAAAUAAUGUUAGAUGUAGGGGUGUCCCGAUCCAAUAUUGAUAUUGGUCCAAUAUCAGCAAAGACAUCAAUAUUGGCUUGCAUCAAAACAGUCCGAUACAAGCAGUCCUGCAGUGUGUUUAUAUGUGCAAAGCUGGACAGACUGUUGACUUCUAAAUGUCCUCCAAUAAACACACAAGGGUGGUCUUUUUUUGUAUUUUAGUCAAGUCAUUUAUAAAAGGUAAGAAUUGUAAGCUGUAGGCUACUAAGAGCGAGCAGCUACACAACAGCUAAGCACACAAUAGCACACAGGCUAGACAUACAUAAUGUGUCCAUAAUGGCACAAUAUUGUAGUCUAAUACAGCACAUUUUUCACUAUAGACUAGUAUCAAAUAAAUGUAGUUGCAUAUUACUUAAGUUUCCAAGGCAAUUGCGUAUUGGAAUGUAUCCAGUAACAAACGUGUACGCAUCAUUCGACUGUCUGUGUCAUGAGCUUAUUGUGGCCACAAUUACCACUCCACUAAAACUUAAAAACAGCAUAAGUCCGUUGUAGCUGGCUAAUAAUAAAUAGGUUUGUGUUUUUCAUCCCUGCCUUUGUUCUGUGUUCUGUUUGACUAAUUACAUUCCACUCCACAAAAUAAUUAAAGGAAAUAUACUGAUGUCGUAUCAGCCAAUAUUGAAUGUCUGUGUCUGAAGUGAAAGAGUUGUAUAACGGGACACCCGUGCAGUUAGGUGAUUGAAUUUUGUCUCAAGCUGUCCAUUACAAAACCUUGAUUGCAUCGUACUGCAGGGCUGGGUGAUACUGUAAAUGUAUGACAUCCAGCGGAUAUACGUAUAUGGAUGUUAUGAUACUGCGAUGGCUUACAAAACCUUUGUUGAAAAUGUUUGUUAAAAAAGUGAAUCAAACGAAAACCGAGGCCCCACUGUACAGUGCGAUACGGAUAACCAAUACUUGACUAUUUUUAGACUUUUGAUUUAUAAUUUUUUUUUGGCCCUUUAAUUUGGAUGGAUCCACCCACCCCUAUUGUUGACACUUUUAAAGGGUUAGAGUCUCUUGAGUGCUACCUCGACCUUGUUUAGUCUGCAGUGUGCCUCGUAAUUGACUGCCAACAAGAUUUGGUGCAAUAUCAGGGAACAACUACAAAUUUAGUCAUUUCUCAUUUGUCGGUGUCUCACGUCCACGCUUCAAGUCAAUAAAAGGGCUUCUUUAACCUUAAACCACAGCACUGUGUUCUAGUGCUGAUCCUACCACACUUGUUGAUAUUGCUUGUUUUGUCAUGGUAAAUCCCAGGCAAGUUUCAGAUAUUUGUAUAUAUUUGGUUGAAUGAAUAAUACAGUAUUUGCCAGCUUUGUUGCAAACAGAAGCCUGUUUAGUCCAGUUUGUAAAAAGAUGAACUUAUCUAAAGACAGUAACAAAAUGAAUAUAUUAAAAUAUUCACGAUAAAACAGGGGCGUCCAAAAUUGUAAGAAGGCCACUUGGAUACAUUUUGUGCAUUAAAUAUGUUUAAAUCAAUCCAAUGCAUGUCAACAUGUGCUAGAUCACAACAUCCAAUGUUUAGCUUUGGUGAAAAAACAGAAGCAUAACUAACUAUCUAUCU
This is a messenger RNA of Nerophis lumbriciformis (worm pipefish), 3163 nucleotides long. NCBI's taxonomy places the organism in Eukaryota, Metazoa, Chordata, Actinopteri, Syngnathiformes, Syngnathidae. The record is from RefSeq and is a predicted model, not a curated record.